Messenger RNA from Alosa alosa (allis shad), 4283 nucleotides. RefSeq names its product centriolar coiled-coil protein of 110 kDa-like. Lineage: Eukaryota; Metazoa; Chordata; Actinopteri; Clupeiformes; Clupeidae. Gene Ontology annotation, biological process: regulation of cytokinesis; centriole replication; centrosome duplication. The record is from RefSeq and is a predicted model, not a curated record. Gene Ontology annotation, molecular function: protein binding. The transcript has 13 exons. Gene Ontology annotation, cellular component: centriole. Bases 190 to 2592 code for a protein of 800 amino acids.
CGGAAGGCAACUGUGUGUGUGUGUAACGUUAGCUAAAAUUGCCACGAAUUAGGUGGGUCUGUAUGACGGCCCAUCGGAUAAUAUGAAAAUAAAAUGCCAUCGAACCUCUUAAGACAAGUAACAAUGUGAAUCCAGUGAUUAUGGAACUUUGAUGGAAUUUUGGAUCCCUAAUGAAGGUCAGCGUCAGCGAUGGAGAACUACGAGGAGUUCUGCUUGCGGAGCCUGUCCAAGCUGCAGUCGGAGGGGAAGGGAGAAACGAUGCGCUCCGUCUCGCCGACACCUGGCCAAUGGCUGAAAUCCUCAGUCAUCUGUAUCCACGGCAGAACUAUACUGUCACCCCGGCUGACUGAGGAGCAGCGAAGAGAGAUGUGUGUGUAUCGGCAGAGAGCUGCUGAGAAGGAGGCCGAGAGAGAGGUUCUGUGCAGGAGUAGCCUGCUCACACAGGUGCAGAAUAUUCUGGACAUUGCUCAGAAACGCAAAGUGCUCCAGCUGUCCGAGGCUCCAAAUUAUUCCGUGAAGCACAGUCCUCAAACCGAGCUGCAGCUCAGAAGCUUCCCCCAGGGCUCAGACCAGCAGUGCCUGCCCGAUGGAAGGGUAGUGGUGACGGACACCGCCCACCAGGUGGUGCCAUUUGCUCUCCGGCUGAGGGAGGUGGAGGUGAGGACCGAGGAGGAGGAACAGGAGGCGGACGAUGAUGAGGAGGAGGAGGAGGAGGAGGAGAUGGAGGAGGACAGUAUGGGAGGUGAGAUGAGUCUGCAGAGCCUACUGCGGAGGUCACGCGAGUACAUGGAGCGCGAGCAGGGUCGUGGCACAGGGUCAAAGGUCAACUGCAACAGUGCCAGCGGUGCCAAUGCCACCAGGCCGGUGGCCGCUGUGGCCAAUGAGAGCCUGUCCGACAAAGAGAACGAGAAUGGAAGUCCUGUCGGCGAGACAACGUCGCAACGUCAAAGCCCCGAGUCUUCCGCUGCCACAGUCCAACGGCAGUGCCGGGACGAGAGCGUGCCCACCGUGGGUCCACGUGGCUCUGCCGAGUCGGUGCCAAGCGGGCAGUGGGCCCGGCUGUGCCAACCCGAGCCCAGUCCGACCCUGCGCCCGCACCGCGGCAGACCCAGGCCCGUGUCCACCGGCGACCUCCUCUUCGCCUUCCCCGCCACCGUUGACAUCGGCGCGGCUCGCCCGAAGGACAUCGGUGUCGCCUCGUGGCUCACCAUGGACCAGAGGUCGCCGGACCACGCGUCCAGCGCCAGCUCAGUGGCCGGGAGCCGCCGUGCCAGCAACACUGGCCCCAGUCCGGUCAGCGAGGCGGCGGGCAUCGUGGGUGGUGCUGGUGCUUCUGGCGGACCGAACCCACCAGGUCCAGAGGGCUUCCGGCGGAGGUGCCACACCCUGGACAGCCAGAUCUGCCCGCCCAUCGACCGCAGUCAGGAGCGGCUCCCGCGCUUCAUGGCCGGCGUGGCCCAGAGGCCCUCCGCCCGCAGGUCUCCGCCUGGACCUCUGUACCCGGGCCAGGGGCAGGACAGCCCCGUGCCUGCCCUCCUGCGGAACCACCCUCUGACCCCUGACCCUGUGACCUCUCAGGUCAGGCAGCGGCUGGACAGUGAAAGCGAUCAUGAGAGCAGGCGUGCCAGCCUCCUGAGCACACCUGUGGAGGAGAACCGCACAGAUGCAGUGGAUGCUGUUCAGUGGAGAGUGCAGGCUCUAGAGGAGGAGCAUGCUUUUCAACUCUCCCUGCUCCUCGCAGAGCAAGAGAGGGAGCAACAGCGCCUCCGCCAGGAGCUGGUGGGCAUGGAGCGGUGUGUGUCGGGAGUGUGUGCCAGUGAGUCUGGGGGCGAGUGGGGGUGUGUGAGGGGGGAGCAGUACCCAGCCUCCAGACCCUGCUCCAGUCUCAGCCCGGGAACAGCUGAGAGGUCUCCCCCCCACAGCACCUACAGCAUGGGGUUCCCCUCUCCUCUCAGUCCGAGUGUAGCUACACCCUCCGCACCCUCCGCCUGCACAUGGGGAACCGCUCGGGGGAGCAAUAAAUCUAGGAGCAGAUUUAGCCAGGUGCUGAGUGUUGAACAGCAGAGGGCGCUGUGCCGGCUCACUGCAGUCGUCCGUGGCUUUCUCAUACGCAGGCUGCUUAAAACUGACAAGGUCAAACAUCUUCGGCAGACUGUGCAGGAUACCCAGGAGUUCAUUCGUUCCUUCCAAACUGAGGCCCCUCAGAGAAGAGCCUCCCUCUCUCCACAGGAUUUGUCUCUACAGGACAGAGUCCGAGCUCAGCUGCGUGCUGCUCGGUUUGACAUCCACGACAUCUUCUUUGAGCUGAGCCCAGAGGAGCGCCUGGCACUGCUGCAGCAGGACCGGGAGCUGCGCACCGAGAGGAAGCUGAGGGAGAUGGAGAAGACUAAGCCCCUCAAGGAGCGCAGGUGUCUGUCUGCUGCCACCCAGAAGUCUCUGGAUAGGAAGAAGCAGAGGAUCUUGCUGCCCAGUCAAGGUCAGAAUUCCCCAGUUCCCAGCCAGCUGCACCGCCAAGGGAGCUGGUACAAGAAGACGCCAGAGCACCGUGUCAAGCGCUCUGACAGUCUGAAGAAGCAGCACUCACUGGGUUAACACACACACACACACACACACACACACACACACACACACACACACACACACACACACACACAGUUCUGUGCCAUACAGAAAUUACUCCAGCUCAUAUUGUACUCCCGAGGUGAACCUUAUGAGUCCCAGUCAGGCCUUAGCCUCAGUUUACCCCCCACCACCCCUCCCACACACACACAAUCAUACACUCACACACACACACACACAUACACACACACACACACACACACACACACACACACACACACUCACACACACACACACACACGACACACACACACACACACACACAUACACACACACACACACACACACACACACACACAACUUCCCAUUAGUAGCAGCUGCUGUCCCUGCUGAAUGAGGAUGUCUUCACCUCAGUCCUCUUGCUUCUGUCCCUACUGAAUGAGGAUGUCUUCACCUCAGUCCUCUUGCUUCACGCUUUAAACACAGAAUUACUUUCAAAGAGCUCUUGAUCAACAGCUCAUCAAUAUCCCACCUGAGCCUGUUUCCCCACACUACAACACACCUUAUGCCCUCCUAGACGCCAACAAGGGGGACGGAACACUAUUGCACACAUGCUGCUCUCUGUACUGCAUGAGAGCGUCUGAAGGUCUGUCCUGUCCACUGGGUUUACAUUUUACACAGCGUUACUGCAGAGUAUACUGUACAUACUCAUCACCCAUAGUCGCUCCUAUCGGACAGCAAGAGGAGGGAACACUGUCCCACACGCUUUCCACCAGUAGUACCUGCUCUGUGCACUGUUAGCAGGAAAUAGGGUUAACAGUCCACUGUUUUUACAUGUUUACAUGCGGCGUUACCUAACGAAAUGUUGAUCGACAGAUAUGUGCUAUGUAGGAUAUUAGCGUAGGACAUUUACCUUGGACAGCUUUUGAGAGGACUUGUGUGACUAUUGCCUUUUAAGUGUCAGUAUUGGAUUAUUGAAAUAUGAUUGUAUGUUUACUUUUGAUUUAUUUUGUACGCCGAAUUUGCAGUUCGCUGUUCUGAUGAAACACACCAUAAACUGUGCCUGUAAACACCAAACAAGCAUGACCUUAGCUUACUGAAAUCACCAUUAGGCAUUUUCUCAUAUAGAGGAAUUUAUUGAGUUUAGGUAAAAAUCCCGAAUGUAUUCUGCUUUUGCUAGCAUUAAGACUAGUAUCCUUGACCCACAAACCAUAUAAUCUGAAAAACAAUAUGUGCUGUAGACCAGAGAGGUUGUCAAAUUUCCAGAGAUUCAAACACUGCUUGGUAUAACAAGGACAUAUUAGUCAACAUGUCUCCUAGGGCAGAAUCUAAUUCUGUAGAUCUAUGGGAAGUCUCAUAGAAAAAAAGAUCUGUCCAAGCAACUGAACUGCUUGAGUGGCCCUGAACUAGUAUCAGACUGCAAGGCUCUGGUCAUCACUGGAGCUUUGUGGCAGCUCCGUAGAUUUGACCGCUCACUCAACAGAACAGCAGGUCUAUAUUCAUUGGACUGACCUGAAGGAGGCCUGGGGCUUCCUUCAUUCAGAUUCAGAUAGUAUGCCUUCCUUUGUAGUGAGUAAUGUGUGUACAUUUACUUGAAAUAAGUAUUUAUGAGGAUGGAAAAUAGGGCUGCUGGUCUGUACUUUUUAGAGAAGCUCUGAUGAAAAUAUUGUGAUGUGUAUUUAUUUGAACCUAUUAAGUCUUUGGAAUAAAGUUAUUGAAAUUUA